UUUUUUGUUUCCAUAGUCACGAGACGAUGUUGUCCCUUUUUUAGUUUAAUUUUAUGUUUAAAGGGGAGAGAGAGUUGGCAGAGGAACUGAUAGAGAACUUUCAAAGGUCUUUUUAUCUUGCACCAUCACUCACAGCUGAUAGCAUCUAUAUAUGGCAGUCUCAAACUGAAGUGUUCUACAAAAUGCUUUAGUCUUAUCUUCCCAUCUGAAACAAAGUGUUUGCCCCACUGCACCCCAACGUCUUCCUUUUAUUUUUUUUCUUUUUUCUGUCUCUCUCUGUCGGCAUCAUGAGACCAGAAAAUAACCCUUUGGAUCUCAACAACCUUCCCGAUGACUACUCCAGAGAUGGCAAUCAACUCUUCCAAGACACUUUCUCUUCGGAAGGAUAUCAGAGAAACAAAGACAGUAUGAAGGAUGAUGAGAGUGAGAAGGUCUACGAGUGUAGAUUUUGUUCCCUCAAGUUCUUCAAAUCACAGGCUCUUGGGGGACACAUGAACCGUCACCGACAAGAGAGGGAAACAGAGACACUGAACCAUGCUCGUCAGCUGGUCUACCGUAACGAUCAUAGCCUAAGCACUCAACCCGCCCCCAACCUAGGAUGCUGUCAACCAAUAGCAUCAGGGGGCUAUCAUCCUGCAAGUAGCAUGGGAGACCCAACAAUGCAUGCAAGGUUCCCAAGAUACAUAUCGGGUUCGGGUUCGGGUUCAGGUUCAUCUUCGUUCCAUGUACCAACUCCACCACCCCAGCUGCAACUGCAUCAACCAUCUCAGCAUCAUCUUUUGAUAGCCUCACCUCCGACACCACCCCUUCCUUUUCCACGAGCUUCGUAUUCUCAGCAGCAUCAUCAUGCAGUGAACGACUACUAUGUGGGUCAUGUUCUGGGCAGCAGCACCAAGAAUCACGUCCUGAAUGACUGCACUUGCAUCGGGGCACCCGUAGGACAAACAUUGGUGGGUGGUGGCAAAGACAGGUCACUGCAGACUCCUCAGGGGGAUUCGUUGAAUUGGGGACGGGGCUAUGCAGGAACACGGCAGCUAUUGGAUACUCCUUCAGCGAUAAAUCGGUGUCACGAAGGGUUUCAAUGAGUGGUGACGAUUUUAUUAUGCAUCACAAAAGACAUGCUAUUCAGAAAGAGAGAGACUUAACGAACUGACACAUGGGGUCAUGAAGGGGAAAGGAAAUUGAGAGAGAGAAAAGGGUUUCGGUUUCAUACUUAAUUAAUGGACACAGCUUUUGAGUUCAUGGAUAGGCUCAGCUACUUUGGCUUCAAGCUCUUUGCGAAAUUUCAACUCUUUGCUUUUAUGUUCUUCUUGUUGUGUGUAUCCUAAAUCCUAUGAGAAACAAUAACAUGUUAAAUGCACCUCUUCAAUUCUAAACCACCACCAA
Molecule: messenger RNA, 1386 nt
Organism: Vigna radiata var. radiata (mung bean)
Lineage: Eukaryota; Viridiplantae; Streptophyta; Magnoliopsida; Fabales; Fabaceae
Product: zinc finger protein JAGGED-like
Exons: 5
Coding region: 288-1085 (265 amino acids)
Molecular function (GO): DNA-binding transcription factor activity
Source: RefSeq, a predicted model, not a curated record